AUGCUAAUGAAUCGCUUGAUUGAAGAUGAGAGAUCUUCCAGACAGUGGACAGACAUCUCCUUCUUCAUCUUGGGUGCUGCGACGACCAUUACUUGGGACAGCAUCUACAUGUCUGUAUCGUAUUUCCAGCAGUUCUUGGGCAAGCAGGUCCUGUCGGUGCUGUCGCUUUGUUUCAGUCUUCCACUCUUUGUGGCAAUGCUCUUUUGUUUGUGUCUGAAGACACAGCUGCCGGUGAAGCUUAUGGCAUGUCUCGUACGCCUCUGCAUCGCCUACAUGUUGGGAUUUUGCAUCCUCAUCCUGUUGGCUGGAUCUUGCGACAUCGAAAUUCCAGUGGGACUUCUCUGCUUUUUGGUGGGCCUCUGUGGCAUCGCUUCGGGCGUGAUGCAAAGUAUGAUUGCCUCAGUCACCGGCCUCUUCUCUCAGUUCUCUCUGGAAAGCGGUGCCAGUGCCUCUGCGCUGAAGGGCACUGGAGGCGCCAUUUUGAUCCCCAUGGCAGUGCAGAUUGGAUUUCUUCCUGCGGCCAUGGCCGGAGCUUCGACCAUCAAUCAGAGCCUGAUCGUGGUCUUCCUCCUUUCUUCUGGCAUGCUACUUUUGUCCCUGCUGGCGCUGCGCAUUUUGGCCAGGACAGACACCUGGGAGAUGGCGGCUGCCAGCCCAUGCGCCGCCAAUGCCUGCGUGGUAGAAUGUCGCAAUCCAGUGGAGAACACCCUGGGCCAGGCCCGGGACUUCUCCCGGCAGCGCUUGGUCUUGGUGCGAUGGUGUGCCAUCGGCCAGGUCUUCAGCCUCACGUUGACCACUUUCCUGCUGGCCUUGUCACCACAUAUCCCGCCCAGUCCCACCGGUACGGAGGAGAUGUUCUGGCAAGAAUAUUUGGCAACCGUGCUGAUCGCUACACAAUCCGUGGCAAAUUUUCUGGGACGGCUUUCGAUUACUGGCAGAUGGUGCAUGCGACCAGCACCGGUGACUGUGCUGGUCUCGAUGGUGGUCAUCCGAGUGAUCUUCAUCCCCUGCAUCCUCAGCUACGCCAAGGGACGCAUGCACUGGCUCCUCCCUUCGGAUCCCCUGAAUCUGAGUAUCAUCCUGGCCUACGGGUUGAUGUCCUUCAGUGGCGGUAUUUGUGCUAUGCUCCUCUCACAGAAAGCGCAGAAUCCCGUGUCCGAUCGUCUCACAGAUCACCUGGAUCGCCAUUCAGCUGGGAGGCCCAAAGAAGCCGCCCAGGCCAGUGACUUUUCCAGCGUGACGACCUGGUCGGCCCAUGAAUUACCAGAUUGGACCACCAAAACUUUGACCCAGGAUGAAUUGCGGCACAAUGAUGUCUUCGAGUUUCACAUGGCGCCAAAGAUCCCGCCGUGUUCCUUGAGUUCGGACUUGGAGGCAUCAGCUGGUGUAGAAAGUUUAGCCUGCCUUGUGUCAUGGGAUGCCAAGUAUCGAAGCAUGGACCAACAUCAUCACGAGAUGAGCGAGAAGCGAGAAUUCCCGGGUGGCCUGAGGAUAGGUGGUCGGCGACGACAGUGGCAAGAAGCUUUAGAGCUCUUCGGGCGAUGCAAUACCAAGGCCGAUGUGGCGACCUACAAUGCGCUGAUGACGAGUUGCCAGAGAGCAAGCAGAUGGCAGUGGGCUUUGUGGCUCUUCCAACAGAUCAAAGUUGCCACGUUGCAAGCGAACAGAUGUCGUCGCCUCACCCUGUUCGAUGUGAUCUUUGACUCCACCCAGGACCAGGUCGACCUCCUCCUCACCGAUCAGACUGAGGUGAUUGCUCAUGGCUUGCGGCCCUCUGAGGAUUUGUUUCGGUGUGUUGAGCUGUGCGCUGGCUUGGCAUGUUCGAGUGUGGGUCUGUCUGCGGCUGGAUUUCGACAUGUCUGCAGUGUUGAAUGGCGUGCCCCUCUGGUUGAGCUUCACCGUCUCUGCAACCCAGGUGUUCCAGUGAUCCAUGGUGAUAUUGCUGACCUUGCUUGCAUCCGAGAUGUCCUACGCCGCAUUGAGCCGCCCUUCACACUGAUGACUGGAUUUUCAUGUCAGCCAUACUGCUCCGGAAGAUCUCAAGGUGGGUCAUGUGACGAUCGGUCCAGUACUGUCCCAGCCACCAUCAAAGCUUGCCAUCUUUGUCAGUGCCCUCUGCUUAUCUUGGAAUGUGUGACUCAGGCCAGGUCCAACCAGUUUGUCCGGUCCUGCCUCCAAGUGUUGUCCGAACAGCUUGGCUACCACCUUCGAGAAGUGACCUUGAAGUUGGAGGAUGUUUGGUGCUCCAAGCGCUACCGGUGGUGGGUUGUGGCGUCGCACCCAGCUCUUGGUCCCAUGUCAAUCCCCGUUUGGCCGAAGAGUCCCACCUUGUGCAUCCGAGACAUCAUGCCUUUUGUCAAGACUUGGUCCCCUGCUGACAUGGCGGCUUUGCAAUUGACUGCGCAUGAGCAGGCACUGUUCACGCUUGAUGGGUCGUCCUUGCGCAAAUACUUGGUUCAGAUGGAUGGCAAGUUGCCGACCAGCUUGCACUCUGCAGGCAGCCAAGCCGAUGCAUGUCCGUGUGGAUGCCGCCAAGCUUUCAGUGAGCAGAUGAUCCGUCAGAGAGGUGUGUAUGCGCAACUUGUGCAAUGUCAAAUUGAUGGCAACGUGGUGUACCGUCACUUGCACCCAAUUGAGUUUGCUCUGCUGAAUGCAAUGCCUCCGCCGCCAGCCCUUUUGCAUGGUGAUGUUCCCGACUUGAGGUUAUGCCUUGGAGCCAUUGGCCAGCUUGCUUCCCCCUUGCAAUCGGUGUGGAUUGGUGCUAGUGUCAUGCAACAGCUGCGGCAACUCUUGGAUUUUAGCCCCAUCAUGCCCAGUGAAAUCCUUGGCAACUUCAAAACUUUGCUGUUUCAGUGUGCCAGAGAUGCCUUUCCCAAUGUGCCUGCGCCUCCUUCCCGUUUUGGUUGGACUGACCUGGUCUACCCGGAUGGCACGAGCACUCGUGUGCAGGUUUUUGAAGACACCACUGCCAUUGAGUUGUUUCAAGCAGAGUUUGCAUUGACCAAAGAGGCUCCGGCAGACCAAUGGAUUGAUGAAGCAUCAGGGGCGACUCUGGACUUUUACACCCCUGUGGCUGGAAAGCGCAUUCUUGUGACUGGUGUCCCACCGUUGCCUCUCCGUUCUGCCACAGCGAGUGCGUCCUCUGCUGCUGCUGCGUCCCCUCCUUUGGAUUUCUCUGAUGUGAGUGUCUCGCAUGCUGAACCCCCUGCAACUGACCUUGACCCGAUCGAAGAGGUGUCAGACCAGCCUGAAGAUGAACCCAUGCCACCUGAGGGCCAUGUGGACAGUGACAUUGACACUUUUGACACCACCCGUUCCAGUGGCGCUGCUGCCUCUGCUUCUGGACACUCCAUGGACACGCUCUUUGGACUUCACAAUUUGACUGGUGUGCAAUUGUCUGCGUUGGUUCCUCCUCUGGUCCCUGACCUUCGUUCCUGUCGCAUGUUCCGUCAAGCCACUGUCCACUCACCUUCUCGGCUUGCAGUGCUUGAAAAUCAAGGCAGUGCCAUGGGCGAUGAUGAAAUCACCUUGCACAUGUAUGCUUGCCUUUACCUUUCUGGACGCAAAGAAGUUCAGUUUUUGGAUCCGUUGCUUGCCGUUGGUUGGCUUAAAUGUGGCACUGUUGAGAGCGUGACAGAAUGGGUUCAACAAUACCCUGCAGUAAACCACAUUUUCACUGCCAUUCCUGUCAAUGACCACUGGAUGCCAGUCAUGUGGACUCUUGGUCAAAAUGAGGUGCGUGUUGCGAUGUGGGAACACAAUGAUGUUGAGAUUGAUGAGUUGAGCUCUUUGCAUGGCCUGAUUUGCUCUGCUUGGAAGAAACCUCACUUCAGCCUGGCUUGCACUCGCCGGUCGUUUGCACGAGGGUACUGUGGAGCUGCUGCCGUUGCCUUUGCUUUUCAUAAGCUCCUUGGCAAGGAUCUUCCGUCUUCUGAAGCUGAGUUGAUUGAACUUCACUUGGACUUGAAGGCCAGCUUCGUUGAAGCCAGUCGUGCAGAGGUUUUUCAUCGCAAACCAUGGUGCUGGGGUCUUGGCGUGCCUGAUGUUGUUGGACUUACCAGUGAGCUCUUGAAGUCGCAUGGUGUUCCUGAUUCUCAAGCCACUCUUCGUGCUCGUCUUGUGGUCCAGUCACUUGGCAAACAUGAAGUUCACCAGGCUGUCACAGGCAUCUCUCCAUGGAAGUCUUUGAAAACCCUUGCCAACUUGCAAAGCCCUCCCCUUCAAAUGGUUCUGCCUGAUGAACAGCAACAGCACAACCAGGGAAAGCCUGCCAGCAAGCCCAAAAGCCGCACCGCAGGCAAGAGACUUGCCCCUUCCAAGCCAGCUGAACUUGAUCCGAGUAAGCUUGCGAUUGAGCAUGGAGCCUUCUGCACUCAAAAUGAUGCACUUGGCCAGAUCUCAGUUGCUAGCAUUGGUCCUCUUGCCACAGGUGUUGCUAUCACCAGCUACCAAGCUGCACUGCCGUUUUUGCAGUCAGGGCAAAUCCUGACAAACCAUGGCCUUGCCUUGUUGGUCCUUGGGUCCCCAACUGACUUGCAAACGACGUUGGACUGGUCGACAAUUCGAUUUGCCGCCAGAUGCAGCAUGAAUCAGGAACCAAUGCUUGUCUCAGGAAUUUUGGUUCAGCUUGGGCGCAUGCCAGUGUUCCAAUACACAGCCCGUGAUAUCCCGGCCAUCCCUUCUGUUGAGGUUGCUUGUGCCAGAAUCACCGUGUUUCAGGACCAGUGGGAUGGCAAUUGGGAAGAAUUUUCAGGUCGCCCGGUCAAGCAUGUACUGGCUGUCCUGCAAUGCCUCCAGACCUGUCGCAAUGGCCAAGCCUGCACCUGCCCAGCCUGGCAUCCGACCCAGGACCAAACCCAUGAUGCAGUCCUUGAUGUGUUCAGACGCCAAUUCUUCAAUGAGGCUGGACGUGUUGUCAAGUGGGACAAGGCCACCCAUUUUGGAUUUUUUGUCCGAUAUGUCAAGCACCUUGAGCAGAAGGUCCUGUGUGCCAGCGGUCAGCAUGGUAUCUUCACGGAGCCCAAGACAGAGGAUGCCCUCAAGCCGCACAGUGACUACCAAGUUGUCUGGUUGCCGCAGCUGGAUUUCGGCGCUGUCGCUCACAAGGCUCAAUGUGAAGCCCAAAGUUUGGGGGUCGCCCGCUCAGGUAAGAGGUUCGGCUUGCGUGUCCAUGUCUCCAACUUCCAGAAGGUCUUCACCAACACAAAGCCUGAUGCUGUGUACCUGGCCCCAGGGAGCAGAGUCACCUACCAAUGCGGACCAUGGCCUUUCGGGUCCGAUCGCAAGAGCAUUGCCCGCAUCCUGAAAGCCAGUGGCUGGGAAAGCAGGCCACUUCAGCCACUACAUCAUGUUCCCGGAGGAUUGAUGUGGGCAGUCCAGGCUGUAGUUGACCCACCCGUCAACUUGCUUGCAAUGCAGCAUGGUCAGGUCUUGAUCACUCGCCAGGACACCAAGGCCCUUCCUGCUGAGCCGGUUCCCUCUGUUGUCGGCCAUGCCAAGACCUUGGAAUUGUGUCGCUCCUCAGACCCCGCUGCUUCUGACCCGUGGCUCACCAAUGAUCCCUGGUCGAAGGCCAUUGCCCAGGCACCUGCAGUUGCUCCUGCCCCUCCGGCUCCCAAUGUUUUGCAUGAGCUGGAGCAGCGCCUUGAGCAGUCGAUCCUCUCCAAGCUGCCCACGGAGAAGAUGGACGUUGACGAUCAGGACAUGAGGUUGCAACAGCUUGAGAGCCAGGUCCACCUGCUCACGACCAAAGUCCACCAUCCACGAGCAUCAUCAGCAGAACGCCGCACAGGUUCAGACGCUUCAACAGCAGAUGAAGAUGCAAAUGGACUUACAGACACAGCACAUGUCCACGAUGCUCACGGAUCAAAUGAGCCGUAUCGAGGCGAUUUUGUCCAAGAAACCUCGUACUGA
Molecule: messenger RNA, 5913 nt
Organism: Cladocopium goreaui
Lineage: Eukaryota; Dinophyceae; Suessiales; Symbiodiniaceae
Source: the annotation of a GenBank genome assembly